CCGCCUCGUGUUGUGUAUCGCGCUGCACUGUAGUAGCUGGAGCCGCGGCUCCGCGUGUCUCGGUGUGUCUCCCUGUGUCUCUCUGCGUCUCUCUGCGUGUCCCUGUCUCUCAGCGUGUCUCUCCGCGUCUCUCCCUGUCUCUCCCCGUGUCCCUGUCUCUCCCCGUGUCCCCGUCUCUCCGUAUGUCUCUGUCUUAACGUGGCUCCGCCUCUGUACUUGUCCCGGGCCCUGAGUGUCUCGAUCCGUCUUCGCGCUUCUCUGCGUGUCUUGAGUGGUUUUUGUUGUCUCCCCCGUGUCGAAAUACGUGUCUCCGUGUCUCCCCCCACGUCUCUCCGUGUCUCUCCCUGUCUCCGUGUGUCUCCCACACAACCCUCGCGUCUCUCCCGCACGCAUGCUGUCCACCUGCCCGCGUCUGUCUCGGCUCUGGCCUCUGUCGCUCUCCUUGUCUCUGUCUCGAGUCGUCCUCGCCGCCGCCGCCGCCAUGGGGGACAGCUCGUCCCGGGUCUCCAUGGUCUCCCCGGACCGCGCCCUGCCCGGCUCCGUGGAGCGCAUGGCGGUGUCCGCCAAGCACGCGGUGAACGGAAAUCCGGCGGUGGAGCCGUUCCCCGAGGGCCUGCAGCUCGCCACAUUCGGCAUGGGCUGCUUCUGGGGUGCCGAGCGAAUGCUGUGGACGCAGAGCGGAGUCUUCUCCACGCAGGUCGGCUACUCUGGAGGCUCCACGCCGAACCCGUCCUACAAGGAGGUGUGCUCAGGGCUGACGGGGCACACGGAGGUGGUGCGCGUGGUGUUCAACCCCAACGAUACCUCCUUCGAGUCGCUGCUUAAAGUCUUCUGGGAGAGUCACAAUCCAACUCAAGGCAUGCGUCAGGGCAACGACGUUGGGACGCAGUACCGCUCGGCCGUCUACACGCACUCGCAGGAACAACUGGCGGCCGCUAAGACCUCCAGGGACGCGUAUCAGAAGAUGCUGACAACUUCCGGCUUUGGCCAGAUCACCACGGAGAUCCAGAUGUCCGGACCAUUCUACUACGCAGAGGACUACCACCAGCAGUACCUGCACAAGAACCCGGGGGGCUACUGUGGCCUGGGGGGCACUGGCGUCUCCUGCCCCGUGGGCCUGAGGCCCUUAGGUGACCUGUAGGGUGGCAGCGUGCCUGCCCGCCUGUCGCCCACGCUGCUGCCUCUUGACGAAGAUGUAACGAGGCCGAGCGUGGCGGCCCCCACCUCCCUCCCUCUCUUUCUUUUCUUGACGCCCGCCCGCCCACACGGUCGGUUUUCGGCAAGCGAGUUGGCACGGCCGCAAGUGUGAGAAGUGCCGAGGGUUCUUAUCCGGCGUCUCUCUUUUAGUCCCAUAGCGUGGUCGACUGACAACGACGACGGGAAUAACAACAACUUGCAUUUUGCUAUUCGCCCGUAGUGUAACAAACCGUCUCGGGGUGCAGGCGAAGUCGAGGAAACGGGAGGGAAUGGGAGGAGUGAGCUCGGGAAGGAGAGAGCAGCCCAACGCCCUGACAUCGUGCCCUCAAAACUAGAUCACUACUCUCCGCUUGAACUACACCUGCCACAUGAGCCGUCUUAUUGGGGCGCCACGGAGGCGAGGUGUUAACUGCCUCGCCUGGUAUACAGGAGGUCGUGGGUUCGAUCCUGACCCUGACGAAGCCUGCUGCUGUAUAUUUGGAGUUUGCAUGAUCUCCCCGUGGUCGUGUGGAUUUUUCUCCGGGCCCUCAGGUUUUCCCCUCCACAUUUAGAAACGAUUCAGAGUAUUUUGUCUGCUGUUAUAAAUUUGCAUGUGAUAAUGGGCCACUUCGUUGGGCUGUUAUUUGUGAUAGCCAGGUCGCUUCUGAAAAUAAUCUAAUCUAUAUAGCUCAGUGGGCCUUACCUACUAAACUAAAACAAAAUAGUUUAUUUAGUUCGCAUUUAAGACAGCAGUGGCCGUGUAUUGCUGCGACCGCUGCACUCUGAGAACCCCAUCGAGACGCGGUGGCGUUUGGAAGCUAUAAUCCUUCAAAUUCAACUACAGAAUUAUUGUACGGCACAGAGGGCAGAUGUAGUCUCCACGCAUUUGUUUGGCACGGUGGACGCAGUACUCAGACUCAGUGCACCCUUCAAGAGAUUCACAACUCGGCUCCGUAACUGCUUGUGGUGGCGGUGCCAAUUAGAUGCUCAUUGUAAUUUCUCCAAGCACCACGUAAAGUGACGAAUGUAACGAUGGCUUUCUCCGAUGUCUCCCUGCUUGGGCCAAAUCUCCACUUGUUGGCCCUGUGCUGGCAGUGGGAACUCCACAAUCCUCUGGUGGGGGCGAGUCUGUCCGAAGGUCAUGCACCAUUGACUUCCCACAAAUCGAUGAUGGGCUGUCGCUCUCUCCAACGCCCAGAUGUUCAUAGUUUGCACAAGUACACCUCAAAAACGUCCGUGAAUCUAGUAACAUUCUGUGAAGAUGGUUGUGCAUCCCCUACACAGCGACUCGCAAUGCCUGUUGUGCUGGCUGAUGGGAGCCAGUUGAGUUGGGCGAGAUGCCGGCAAGGAGCGAUGAAUCGAUUAAUUGAUUACAAUGAAUGUGUACGCUCACAAUAUAUACGUAUGAAAUCCCGCGUAUAAUCAUCGAUUGUUCACGAUGUAAGCACCGUGUAAUGUUUGAUUUAGGCUAAUGCGAUGAUAAUGUAAAAAUUUUACAAACAAACAAUGCAGAUGAGAUGGUGAAGAAGAGACAAGAGAUACCUUUGACUGAAUGGCUGGGCCGCAGUGAGAGCAUCUUUAAAUAACUCGAGGGGGGAUGGGGAUGGUAGGUUUCUAAUAAAGAUUUUUGUUUAAUCUCAGCAGUUACAAUGACCUUUAUCCGUUAUGCUGUGGUCUUACGUGGUACUACAAACGUUCCUGUAUUUUUUGACUUGGGGGGGAAAUAUCUCUAUAAAUUCUUAUACGUGUACAGAAGAACUGUCUGCCUAAUAUUUUUCGUAGUUGAAUAAAAUUAUGCUGUGGCA
This is a messenger RNA of Lethenteron reissneri (Far Eastern brook lamprey), 2981 nucleotides long. It is a transcript of the gene MSRA, whose product is annotated as methionine sulfoxide reductase A. NCBI's taxonomy places the organism in Eukaryota, Metazoa, Chordata, Hyperoartia, Petromyzontiformes, Petromyzontidae. The record is from RefSeq and is a predicted model, not a curated record. Gene Ontology annotation, molecular function: peptide-methionine (S)-S-oxide reductase activity. Gene Ontology annotation, biological process: cellular response to oxidative stress. Gene Ontology annotation, cellular component: cytoplasm.